CAGCCUGCUGGUGGUAGCCUGGGAAAAUAAAGGGAGAGGAGGAUGCAGCAUCCCUCCAUCAGCGGCCGAGCGGACAGGGCGAUGCUGAGCAGGAGGAGUGGAUGUGUGUGUGGUGAUGCUUAGGAGGAGGAGUGUGUGUUCGGGGUGUGUGUGAGUGCCGUGACGGAACAUGGGAGCGCGCGCUUGAGCGGAUUUGCGUUUGGAGCAUGAUUCACCGCCAGGUGAUACUGACCCAGAACUUGUACCAGAACCGGUUUCUCGGGCUGGCGGCCAUGGCCUCCCCGUCUCGCUCGUCGCAGGGCCGGCGCAGGAGCAAGGACCCCAUCCGGCACAGCUUUAACCCGGAGCACUUCCCCAAUGUGGACUUUCAGAACGGCGUGGCCGAGGACCUCACGGCCACCCUGCCGCGCUCCACCAGCGACACGGACCUGGUGACCUCCCACUGCCGCUCCACACUGACUGCCAGCACCUCACACUACGCUAUCGGCCAGUCGCCAGACAUCACCCUCACCUGGGACAUCAAGGAGGAGGUGGAUGCUGGUGACUGGAUUGGCAUGUACCUCAUUGAUGAGGUGCUGUCAGAGAACUUUCUAGACUAUAAGAACCGUGGCGUAAACGGGUCGCACAAAGGCCAGAUCGUUUGGAAGAUUGAGGCGAACUCCUACUUCGUUGAGCCGGAGACGAAGAUCUGCUUUAAAUACUACCACGGAGUGAGUGGAGCGCUGAGGGCAACCACACCCAGCGUGACUGUGAGGAACCCCUCAGCACCGGUUUUUAAACCAGUUGCUGUGGAUGACGUGCCUCAGAGUCAGGGCAGCAGAAGACUCAUCAGCUUCUCUCUGUCAGAUUUUCAGGCCACUGGGCUGAAGAAGGGCAUGUUCUUUAACCCUGACCCUUACCUGAAGAUCGCUAUCCAUCCGGGCAAACACAGCAUCUUCCCCGCGUUACCCCACCACGGCCAGGAGAAGCGAUCUGGCAUUGUCUGCAACACCAUCAACCCAGUGUGGCAGAGGGAGCGGUUUAAUUUUGUGUCUCUUCCCACGGAUGUUUUGGAGAUUGAGGUAAAAGAUAAAUUUGCCAAGAGUCGGCCCAUCAUAAAGCGCUUCCUGGGUAAACUGUCCAUGCCUGUGCAGAGGCUACUGGAGAAGCAUGCUAUUGGUGACAGAGUGGUCAGCUACACUUUGGGUCGAAGGCUACCGACAGAGCAUGUUAGCGGUCAGCUGCAGUUUCGAUUUGAGAUCACUUCAUCCAUCCACCCAGAUGAUGAGGACAUGUCCCAGAGCACAGAACCCGAAUGCUCAACGGUGCCAGAGGAGCCCGAGCAGGAGGCGCUGGAGGCACUGGAAACUGGGGUGCGGCUGGGUCCUGCCCAAGCUGAGGACGCUAUGAGCCUGGACCAGGGCACUCUUGAACUGCCACUGGAUGGAGAUGUGGACUCUGUGACCGUGCCCAUGGAAGUUGAGCCUGGUCCAGAGUCCUCGGAGGUGGAUGAAAAUAGGACAGAGAUCCGGGAGGAGGAGAGAGAGGUGGUCCAGGAGGUGGAGCCUGUUGCUGAGGAGAGCAGCGAGCAGGAGCAGGGGACUGACCUGGAGACCCAGCAGGACAGAGAAGUGACCGAAAUGGACUUAGGAGCAGCAGCUUCAGAGACACAGGGAGCAAUUCAUGGCGAGAAUGAUGGGGAAGGUGCUAGAGCUUCUCCUGUGGGUGCAGAAGGCACACUGGUGCCCUCUGCUGCAGCAGAGGACAUGGAACGGGCAAUAGAAGAAUCUGAACCCCAGCUUGCCUCCUCAGAGGAUGGAAUUCAGACAGAGGGUGAGGGAGAGGAAGCGGAGCUUGAUGAUGGCUGCCCGCUUCGGGUCAGAACCACUCCACGUAGGAAAAAUCGACCAUGUUCGCUGCCCGUUUCUGAGCUGGAGACGGUCAUAGCUUCGGCUUGCGGAGAACCAGAAACACCUCGUUCACACUACAUCCGCAUCCACCACCUGCUGCACAGUUUGCCCUCUAACCAGCAGACUGGGGAGCCAACUGGGAAUGCUAUAGGUUCUGAAGAGCCUGACCAGCCAAGAGGUGAGGAAGAUGAGGAUGAGGAUGAAGAUGAGGUCAUAAUACUAGAGCCCCACGUCUUAACACCUGAUGGAAUGUCCCACCCUCGCCGGACACUCCCCCGCAGCCGCUCCCACCAGCGCCUCUCUGACCUCAUCCAGCUGCUGGAUGGAGAAGGCCGGCCGCCAGGGGCCGAGAGUCAGGUUGGAGGUCAAAGGUCACCAGGCGAGAGCGAGGGUGACCUUAGCCCAGUGCCCUGCUGCAGUCAUAUGGUGCAGAGGGGCAUGGGACCCAUGCGGGCAGCGUCACUGGACAGUGCUCGACGAUCUGAAAGCACCGUGUUUUCAUCACAGGAGGACGAGGAUGAGACAGAGGCUGUGAACGGCAUACUAGGAUUGGAGGCGGAGCUAGAGCAGGGGGCGGAGAGUCGAGAGCCAGGGGACAGCAAUGCUCAGUGGAAGGAGGUGCCCGCUGCUCACGUCCAGAGUCCGCAUGGAAUUGUGGGUAAUGGAGAGUCUCCGGUAGCUGGGACAAGUAGCAGGAGAGAGUGCCCUCUUCCAUGUAGCCAUCCUUCAGUGAGUCAGCUCCCUGCUCUGAGGCCUGAUCCCCACCACUACCCUACCAUUGAUGAGCCUCUGCCGCCCAACUGGGAGGCACGUAUAGACAGUCAUGGUCGUGUGUUCUAUGUGGACCACAUUAACCGCACCACGACCUGGCAGAGGCCCACCACUGCAGCCACGCCUGACGGCCUGCGCAGAUCCAGCUCCAUCCAACAGAUGGAGCAGCUCAACAGGAGGUAUCAGACCAUCCAGAGGACCAGAGAGGCCCCGGAGCGGAGAGAGGAAGAGGGGGGCAGCCCACGAGCUGAGAGAACGGCCAAUCCAGAGACUGACUCGCCGCCUCAGGCGAGCGAGCUGAGGAGAGACAGUCCUUGCUCCCCAGGACACUGUCAGAAGAUCACACAGCUGCUGCAGAGUCCUGCCGUCAAAUUCAUCACACAUCCGGAGUUCUUCACCGUCCUCCAUGCCAACUAUGGUGCAUACCGUAUGUUCACAAACAGCUCGUGUCUGAAGCACAUGAUCCUGAAGAUCAGGAGGGAUGCGCGUAAUUUUGAGCGCUAUCAGCACAAUCGCGACCUGGUCACCUUUCUCAACCGUUUUGCUGAUUCACACAUGGAGCUGCCCAGGGGCUGGGAGAUCAAAGCUGACCCUCAGGGAAAGUCAUUCUUUGUGGAUCAUAACAGUCGUGCCACCACCUUCAUUGACCCCCGAAUCCCUCUUCAAAAUGGCAGGCUGCCCAACCAUCUCACACACCGACAGCACCUGCAGAGACUGCGCAGCUACAGCGCAGGAGAGGCAUCAGAGGUGUCCCGCACUCGUGGAGUAUCUCUGUUAGCACGGCCUGGAAACAGCUUAGUAGCAGCCAUCAGAAACCAAAGCCAACAGGAGCCAGUGCCAUUAGCGUACAACGAUAAGAUUGUGGCAUUUCUACGGCAGCCCAACAUCUUUGAGGUGCUUCAAGAGAGACAACCCAGCCUGGCCAGGAACCACUCGCUCAAGGAAAAGGUUCACCACAUCCGCACAGAGGGCACACCCAGACUGGAGAAACUGUCCUGCGAUGCUGACCUGGUCAUGCUGUUAAGUUUGUUUGAGGAGGAGAUCAUGUCUUACGUUCCUCUCUCCACAUUUCACUCUGGCUUCAGCUUCUCCCCGCGCUGCUCCCCCGGCUCCUCUCCACAGAACUCUCCAGGGACCCAGCGAGCGCGAGCUCCAGCCCCCUACCGCAGAGACUUCGAAGCCAAACUUCGCAACUUCUACAGAAAAUUGGAAGCCAAGGGCUAUGGACAAGGCCCUGGUAAAAUCAAGCUGAUAGUGAGGAGAGAUCACCUGCUGGAAGGCACAUUUAACCAGGUCAUGGCCUACUCACGCAAAGAGCUCCAAAGGAACAAACUCUACAUCACGUUUGUCGGGGAGGAAGGCCUGGAUUACAGUGGACCUUCUCGGGAGUUCUUCUUCCUGCUCUCUCAGGAGCUCUUUAACCCGUAUUAUGGCUUGUUUGAGUAUUCUGCUAAUGACACCUACACAGUCCAGAUCAGCCCCAUGUCUGCCUUUGUGGAGAACCAUCUGGAAUGGUUCCGUUUCAGUGGCCGCAUACUAGGCCUGGCGUUGAUUCAUCAGUACCUGUUGGAUGCCUUCUUCACCCGGCCCUUUUAUAAGGCUCUCCUCAGACUAGCAACUGACCUCAGUGAUCUGGAAUAUUUGGAUGAGGAGUUUCACCAGAGCUUACAGUGGAUGAAAGACAACGACAUCACAGACGUUCUGGAUCUCACCUUCACUGUCAACGAGGAGGUCUUUGGCCAGGUAACAGAGAGAGAGCUGAAAUCAGGAGGGGCCAAUUUGCAGGUAACCGAGAAGAAUAAGAAAGAGUAUAUAGAGCGGAUGGUGAAGUGGAGGGUGGAGCGAGGAGUGGUCCAGCAGACGCAGGCUCUGGUUCGAGGCUUUUAUGAGGUAGUGGAUUCUCGGCUGGUGUCUGUGUUUGAUGCCAGAGAGUUGGAGCUGGUCAUUGCUGGAACAGCUGAAAUUGACCUGAACGACUGGAGAACCAACACAGAGUACAGAGGAGGCUACCAUGAUGGGCAUAUUGUGAUCCGGUGGUUCUGGGGGGCAGUUGAGCGCUUUAAUAACGAGCAGAGGCUGCGGCUGCUGCAGUUUGUGACCGGAACUUCCAGCGUGCCGUACGAGGGCUUCACAGCGCUGCGAGGGAGCAACGGCCUGCGACGCUUCUGCAUCGAGAAGUGGGGCAAAAUCACUUCUCUGCCCAGGGCUCACACAUGCUUUAACCGCCUUGAUCUUCCUCCUUACCCGUCCUACACUAUGCUGUAUGAGAAGCUUCUGAUAGCCGUGGAGGAGACCAGCACUUUCGGCCUUGAGUGAGGACCUUGCAUAUCCUCCAUCUCCAUCACUCUUUUUCGCUUCUCGUGUACACUGUGUAUCAUGUACAUGAUAAAGAGUUAUUCCGGGGAAGUUAGUAUGUAUAUUAUGCGCCUUGAAGGACACCGUUGCAUGCAUCACUCACCUGUGCACAUGGCGUACGGCGUGUGGGGAAGGAUGUGCAUCAUGCAAGCUGUGUAUGCAAUAUGAAUUGAAAGCCUUCAGCCUCCUCUAACUCUCAGGGCCUUGACCUCUGCUGCAGCACAGCGUCUCCAACAAGGCUGGAGCAUUCACUCUGGAUGCAUGUUUGGCAGUAAACAGCAGCGACCGAUCGCUCUCACUGCAGUUUUACUGCAACACGUUUUAUUUGCAGCUUCAGUGUCUCAGUGAUUGACACUUUCACUGGAAUUACGUGAACAGAUCCUUCAAGGAUGGUUACAGAACAUGUUUUGCCUCAUUAAGUAAACGUCCUUAUUAAGGUUGAUGUGCACCAGCGCUGAAGCUGGCGUCGUUACACGUAUAAUGAAUGAAGAAAUCAGCAUCGACACAAGAAAUCCCACCACGGUGACACCUCCCUUUGCAGGAGCCCAGAUGAAGUGGGCUAGGAGCUCAGUGCUGCGCUGCAUAUUCAUGCCACGUUAACGUCUUUGCACUGUAGAGGCAACCUAACAGUUUGUUAUUUGUUCUGAACAGAUUUAUUUGUAUGUCAUACUGUUCAUUACUUCCACCAUUUUUUCACCAUGUAAGCAAAGUCAUUUAGGGUGGUUUGACAUGAAAUGCUCCGUUAUAGAGAAACUUACCAACUAAGAUUUGUUUACAAUGGUAGUGAUAGGAACCAAGGGUAUCAUUUCAUUUACUAUCCAAAACCACCAGGGGGCCUAAAUGUGUCUCCUGAGUUUUUAUAUGUAACAUGAUCUUUGGGGACAAUUUUGACACCCUGCAUGUAUCUCUCCACCAUGGAAGGGUAUAUAGAAAUAUGUUUUAGGCCAAAAUAUUAUCAUAAAACAAUGCCACAGACAUCAGGCUGAGUAUUUACAAUCAUUUCAUAUAAUUACUUUCUGUGAGGGAGCUUUUACAGGCAUUAAACUCUUCAUCUGGUUCCUGUCACCACCACAGUGAACAAUUCUGACUAGGCAAGUUUCUCUAGAAUAGAGCAUUUCACACCAGACCGCUCUGAAAGACUCAUCUCAGCUUUUAAAUUAUGCGGAAAUUUCUAAAAUUUCUAAAAUUUUCCGCAUUAAAAAAGCACGAACACCAGCGUGUUUUAUUGUGGAUAACAUCACAGCUGUGAUUUGGAUGCAGUACAUUAUCACAUUCAUUAACAGUAACGCAGCUUUAGUGUUUUUUUUUUUUUUGCUUUUAUACAACAGUUUUAAUUGUUUUAAAUAUAUGUUACUAAUAUUGUCAAUUUUAUUCUAGCAGCUUAGCAGUGGUCAGUGGAAUGAUGCAGGUAUGGUGAAAACAAAAUAAAUAAAUGAACGUGCUGUUAUCAGAUAUAACAGAGUUACACUGAAAGGCACCCUGGUGAUGCAUGAUGAGCCAACAUAGACAAAGACCUGUAAAGUGGCCUGACUUCAAAUCAUUUUGAGUACUUUUUUUUUUUUAUGUGUUUCUUUUAUCAAAAUUUCCAGUAGGUAUUGUUAACAAACAGCACAAUCCCUUUAUUUGUACUGGUUCACUCGUUAACUCACUAUUCACUAUAUAGUGUGUGCUAUAUAGUGAACUGGCUGGGGAAUGAGAAUAGAACAACCAUGGAUGAGUUGCUAAGAAUUGGAAUAACACUACAAAACGGUUGACAUUCAGUGUGUUUACAUGCAUAAUAAUAAUCCAAUAACUGCAGUAAAUCAGAUUUGGUCAAUAAUCUGAUCAACGCAUUUACAUGCACUUGAGUAAUGAGAUAAUGGGGAAACUCCAGGUCUACUUGCGUCUGAGAAUAAUCAGAUUUCUGCUUUGCAACCAGCCGACGUGACGUAAAUGUAAUGUGAAAGUUAAACUUCAUGCCUCAUUUUCUUAAAAAAAACAUUGCGGCAAUUCACCUGAAAAUAUGAGCAUGCAUCAUCUAGAAGAUGAAGAAUAUUUAAACCCUUCAUUUCGUCAAGCAUGUAGUUGGUUUUGGUGUCACUUCA
Pygocentrus nattereri (red-bellied piranha) is the source of this 7099-nucleotide messenger RNA. It is a transcript of the gene hecw1b, whose product is annotated as HECT, C2 and WW domain containing E3 ubiquitin protein ligase 1b. Gene Ontology annotation, molecular function: ubiquitin-protein transferase activity; protein binding. The record is from RefSeq and is a predicted model, not a curated record. The coding region runs from base 207 to 4976 and encodes 1589 amino acids. NCBI's taxonomy places the organism in Eukaryota, Metazoa, Chordata, Actinopteri, Characiformes, Serrasalmidae. The transcript has 29 exons. Gene Ontology annotation, biological process: regulation of dendrite morphogenesis.